AUGAAGACUGUACUCGUUUUGGCUGCUCUUGCAGCAGUUGCUCUCUGCCUUGUCCUGCCAGCACAACGAAGCUCCUUGGGAUGUCAGAUGUGUGAGCUAGCUGUCAAGACUUAUGAAGGAUCCGCUGAUAAGGAUGUGACUACCAUCAAGAAGGACUUCGAUGCCGAGUGCAAGAAAUUGUUCCACGCUAUUCCAUUUGGAACCACUGAGUGUGAUCACUACGUCAAUGAGAAGUUGGACCCUAUCAUUAAGCUUCCAAAAAAUGAGAAAACAUAA
Messenger RNA from Caenorhabditis briggsae, 276 nucleotides. The coding region runs from base 1 to 276 and encodes 91 amino acids. The transcript has 2 exons. Lineage: Eukaryota; Metazoa; Nematoda; Chromadorea; Rhabditida; Rhabditidae. The record is from RefSeq and is a predicted model, not a curated record.